UGCACAAGGAAGUUAAGACUAGCAUUAAAGACGGACAUGUAAACUAUCUUAUAAAUAUUGAAGUGGCUUUAAAAGCCACCAGCCAUUAACAGCUCAUGUUUAAGCUGUCGGGUGUAAAAUGCUAGAUUUCACAAGUAUCAUAAUUCAUUAGAAAAAAUUAACAUAGCGGCUUUUGCUAAAAUAUUGAUAUAAGAAAAUGAUAAGUGGUCAUAAUUCAUUGGAAUAUUUAAUGAAAAUAGAAAUGCGCAUUUGGCUUUAGUACCACGAGAUAAACAACAUCGGAGUAUACGGAAAAUAUUAGUUGUUUAGUUUGUUCAGUGGGUUAGGCCAUGGAAAGAAAUCAGCCGAAGGUGUGGAGUACCUCAAAGUCUCCAAAUCAUACUUGUUCGGAAAAUGCUCAAUAUAACCGAGGCACCAGCCAUACAAGACAAUUCACCUGGACGUCAGCCUUUGCAAGGAGAAAUGGAAAAUACAAGGUUCAAAUGUUUGAUGAACAAAGUGCCGAGAAAGUUCGAUAUUGCCAUAAGAAGUGCUGCCUGAUCUUUUGCAUGUUGAGUACAAUUGUCUCAAUAACGUUAAUCCUGCUUCUGUGUCUCGUCUGGUUGGCGGAUACUCGUAAUGACGUCAUACCAGUUGAUGACGUGCAACGUCUUACAGCGCUACGUCUUCAAGUUGAAAAUCGCGUUACACAGUGGAAUGCUGACAUGUACCAGAACGAGGAUGACUCCGGCGGCCAGACAACCGACGUACUGACGUCCAUAGCCCACCGUGCGUACGUCAUGCAGGAAAUAGUGAGAGAGAUCGUUGCUAUGAAGAACUCGUCAUUCAGCGACAUUACAGGAAACCAGGAAGCCAACACGCUCUUCAGAUCGGUAGCAGGUGACCUCUGUGACCCGGAUGUGACGUGUUCCAAUGACAUUAUUACGUCACCGUACCGUACGAUUGACGGCUCGUGCAACAAUCUGGACCAUACUGACUGGGGAAUGGCGUGGACGCCACAACGUCGAGAAAUACCACCGGAUUACCACAAUGUGAUCGGCGCUCCUCGCCAGUACAGCAAGUCCACUGUCCACCGGGAUCUACCGAGUCCCCGGCUGGUCAGCAACACGGUUCACCGGGCACGGACGGACAGACGGACGGACAACACAUCCACCAUCAUGGUCAUGGCCUUCGGACAGUUCUUGUCCCAUGACCUCUCAAUCACACCGGAAAUGAAAGGACCGAAAUCUAGGCCGUUCAAGUGUUGCAGGAACGGUCACCGAGCCGCGCUUUCGGGGCCAUUCGAUUCCUGCUUGCCUAUCACUAUACCGGAAUCUGACAUGUACUUCCGGUCUGGUGACUGUAUGGAGUUUGUGAGGUCCGCAGCCGCCGUGUGUCCUAACUGCCGCAUAUGUGGGCGUGAACAAUUGAAUGGAAUGACGUCAUACAUAGACGCCAGUCAGGUUUAUGCAGAGACAACUCAAGGUUGUCGAAAGCUCAGGAAUUCCACUGGAGGCCGCCUGAGUGUGAGCGGAAAUAAAGACCUACUUCCGUACGCCGCAAAUGAUACUUGUCGCCUCUCUGUGUACGGCCAGCAUUGCUUCGCCGCAGGAGACAGUCGUGUAAAUGUUGUUCCGAACCUCUCUUCCCACCACAUCAUGUUCGUCCGUCUGCACAACCAGCUAGCGGACCGCCUCGCAGGUAUCAAUCCAGCCUGGGACGACGAGCGUCUCUUUCAGGAAAGCCGGAAGCUAGUAAUCGGGAUCAUUCAGCAGUUUGCAUACGCCGAGUAUCUGCCGGCCGUCCUCGGGAACGACAUUAUGGAGCGGUACCGUCUGAACGUACAAGCAGACGGCGGACACGCGCGUGUUUACGACGCCUCAAUAGACGCGACCGUGUUCAACGCGUUCAACGCCGCUGCCUUCCGAUUCGGACAUACAACAGUACCCGACUUACAGGAAUCUCUUAAAAAGUCGUACGCGUCGGAGUACAAGACGUCGAUCGAGACGACGUAUAACGACCCAAACAUGACGUACCACCAUUGUGACGGCGUCGUCAGGUGGAUCACACACAGCCCAGCUCUACCGACCGACGGGAAUUUUGGUGUCGGUAUCCGUGACAAGCUGUUUCCGGACGCCCACAACGUGUCUACGGAUUUAGCGGCGCGAAACAUCCAGAGGGGUCGUGACCACGGCCUGCCGCCCUACAACCGAUGGCGCCGUCACUGCGGCCUAUCGGAGAUUACCCUUGGGGAGUUCCAAGCUGCCGGGGCAGUCAUGGGAGACUUCGACGUGGACACUGCCGAUAGCAUUCGAAGUGUAUAUGAGCAUCCGGAUGACAUCGACUUGUUUACGGGAGCCAUCAAGGAGCGCCACCUAGCGAAGGCUCAGGUUGGACCCUUAUUCGCCUGCUUGCUGGGGACGCAAUUCAAGCGGCUGAAGUAUGGGGACAGGUUUUACUUUGAGAACCCAUCGCCGGCGGGAGGGCCAGAUACAGGAUUUAGCCUAGAACAAUUGAAGUCCAUACGAAAGCUUCGACUGUCCAAGGUUCUCUGCCAGACGAUGAACACACCAAGAAUUCAGCCCGAUGUGUUUAAACCACCAAGUGAAUGGAAUCCACUGGUGGCUUGUGAAUCUCUGCCGGACAUUGACCUUGAACCCUGGCUGAGCCUAUAGACCCGGAUUGCGUCAACCGGACGUUGACCUCGGAACCUGGCUGAGCUCUCAGGCCCUGACCACACCCACUAACUUUGAUUGGAUGGAUGCGUCUUGUCUGCAAAAACAAUACAUGUCAUUCUUUAUGUGCAAUACUUAUAUAAUAUAAUAUUCGUGUUAUUGUUAACUCUCGGGAAAUGCUCAAUGUUGUAUGUAAUAUUUCAUCUUUCGUUUGAAAGUGAUAUGCUCUGUAUAUGUGAUGAAAAGAAAGCACCGCGUCAAAGAUAUGAAGAAGAACAACACCAGCAGCACCAUCAGCUUCAUCUUAGCAGUGACAUCAUCAGCAUUUGCAAGACAUUCGUGUCGUCAAACCUUUAUAUAAAACAGCAAUACCAUCAUCAUUUCAAAAGAGUGUAUCUUUGUAAACCUUCCCUAAACAGAAACAACAAUAAAGAUAAUAAAAAACAAACACAUACCAACAGCAACUAAAACCAACCACAAACACAGAAACAAUGUUUGUCGCCGGCAUCUCAUUUCAAACUAUGUUUUUUUAUUCAAGUUUAAAUUUCUGUGUCUACCUACGUUUUGUUGCUUAUUUCAGCAUUUUCUAGAAUCUUAUAUUAUUAUCACUAUUGCCUUUUUAUGUGUAUUCAAAGUUUAGAAGUUGUAUUUAUUUCAUUAAAUAUUUAUUAAUUUUUUAUGUUUACGAAUAAAUAAACUAACUAAGA
Mya arenaria is the source of this 3361-nucleotide messenger RNA. RefSeq names its product peroxidase-like. Lineage: Eukaryota; Metazoa; Mollusca; Bivalvia; Myida; Myidae. Gene Ontology annotation, molecular function: heme binding; peroxidase activity. The transcript has 16 exons. Bases 330 to 2654 code for a protein of 774 amino acids. Gene Ontology annotation, biological process: response to oxidative stress. The record is from RefSeq and is a predicted model, not a curated record.